GGUAUCAGCCCGACCCAAUCUUGCCUGAGGUCUCAUCAGGCAGUGUGCGUGUAACUUGAGCAGCUAGGUAGUGUUGUGCCAACAGCUGCGGGGUCAGGGUUUGUCCCGCCCUCACACCCGGGUCGGGUUGUGCAAAGAGUGCCGACAAUCGCUUGGCAAGAGCUCGGCUGCCCCGCCAAAGCUCCCUCAACACUCGCGCUACUGCAUAUUUUUCAGGACUUGGACGACCGCAACCGGCGAAUUUUACCCCCGGAAUUACAACCCAAGUUGCGUGGACUGUAGCUGGUGGCAUCGCGAACCUCGAUGUAGCGAGCAGGCCGCGAUGGGCAAGCUUCAGAGCAAGCACGCCUGCAAGAGGCGGGAAAGUCCAGAGGGCGAUUCCUUCGUGGUCAAUGCUCACUUCAACACAGGACGUUACAGGGGGAUUGAGGAUUUCAUCGCUCGACAGAAAAAUGCAACAGGGUUACAGCUCGCAACUUACAAAGGCGGCCGCCAACCACCGGUAACGUAUAAAGAGCCGCCAGCCCAGGAGAUGGAAAAAGCAGGUGGCUGCAAGCCUGUGCCAGUGGGCAUGGCAGAUGACUGCUUCCCGCUAGAAGUGCAACUUCCGCCUGAGACACCAGACCCUGGAAGACGGACGCCAUUUUAUGUUGUAGGGCCAAACGAUGGAGACAGCAAAUCUCCGGUGGAAGAAGGUGAAAAGCCUGGCCUGCAUGUGGAGGAGUUUGAAUGUGGGGUGUCGGUGGAAGGAAGUGACAAGCAGGAGUGGACAUUCACCUUGUAUGACUUCGAUGGCAAAGGCAAGGUUACUCAAGAGGAUUUUGCUACCCUCCUACACUCCAUCUACGAGAUGGUGGGGAACUCGGUACACCUGCCCAGCAAGAGCAGCAGCAAGGGCAACAAGAAUAAGACAUUAAAACUGCGCCUCACGGUGUCGCCUCCCAAGAACGGCAAGGCUCCUGAGAAACGGGUGGAGACAGAGAUGGAGCAGGAGGAAGCGAAGGAUGACGACGGAGAUAGCGGGAACGAGGGAAUGUCGGAAGGGUGUGAGACGCCGACUCGUAAAAAGUCUUGCAGUGCUAACGAGCAGAUGAGGAAGCUAAACCUGCAUGAGUUUGUGCAGAAAUCCAUAGAGAAACAACAGCAACAGCAGCAGCACAGAAUAGCACAGCUAAGGAGACACCACAGCGACAGUCACAACCACCACCACCACUCUGCAGACGAGGUGAGAAGACAUCGCCACAGCCAUCACCACCACCACCGCGGCAGCAGCAGCAACAACCGCUCCAACGUGCACGAGAACCCCGACCGCCGCAGCCACUACCUGGACCUGGCCGGCGUGGAGAACCUCAAUAACGCUCCCAUCACGGGGAUGUAUACAUCCUCAAAUUCCCAGGAAAACAACCACUCUCGGUCAAGGUCGAGAGGCCAUGAGGGCCACCACAGGUCAAGGUCACACGACUCUCAAGAACUGCAAGGAUUGGCCAAGCACGAACUGCACGUGCACAAGACGCGAUCAACUAAGGACGUGCCACACAGCUAUUCCCGAACGACAGAAAUGCACCACACGCAAAGAAUAAAAGAAACACAUGGGAUUCCAAAACUGAAUGAAAGUACUGUUGCACGGAUUAUUGAGAUCCAACAAAGGGCACGAAUGUAUCAGGACAUGGGAAGAAAGGGACAGAUUUGCCCGGUUCAGCCAUCUUUGAAUCCCUCACGAACAAAAGGCAGGCCGACGGGCUACGCGGCCGCGUUGGUGAGCCCGCCGGGCUUGCACGGACACAGGCGGCACCACAGACACAAGGAGGAGUUCAAGGCUGUACAGGAGGUGGAGUUUGUGGAACAGACGGGAGAACGCCCGGCGUCGGGGCACGUUCAACGCCACGAACACCACCACCACCACGAGCACCAUCACCACCAUCACUACCACCACUAUCAUGAGGCAUAGCGACUCUCCGCUCCUGCAGGGCUGCACCUGUCACUGUUCUCCCCCGGCAUGGUCCCCCUCGAGGGGAGGGCAGUGAUUUGUGCACAAGUUCAGAGGAAUAACAGCAGACCAGUGUAUCUGGUCAGUUGUGGUUCAUGCAUAGACAGAACUGCACUCUCUCCAAUUCUUAUCUUUAAAUCAGGUCACCUAUUUAAAAGAAGGAGAAGAAGAAACAUUUGGCACCCAGUUUUCUCCAAAGGAGGAAUACUGUAGAGAAUUGUAACUGAUUUGACCAGAGAAAUGGAGAGAGGGUGCAGUAGGGUCUUGGAGUGGCAGCCAUAUAUAGACCAUGUACAAAGUGGUGGCAUGUGAAGGGUGUAGGGUGGCUAAGGUAUUCUAGACUUGUUUGUACAUAAAUUUUUAGACUUCUCAGAAUAGUGGUACCAUGCAUUUGGGUAAUGGUGUCCAAUGCAUUUCUUGAUGUGCCUGAAUGAAGGCACCCUCGGGUGACCAAAGGCAUUGAUUUUCAGGUGCCUGCAUAAUAGGCAAAUUAGUAGCCACUCAAACUAAGUAGAAUUAUAAGUUCAAAUAGAGGAUAAGAAAAAGUACCACUGCCUUCACAUAAUGAAAUCUAUUUUUCUAUUUAUUAUUCUUUGCCACUUUUGUUGUAUUUUGCCAGACUGCAUGUACAUAAACGUUAUUCCUCACAAGUUGACAGAUAUUUGUUUACUACAAUAUCUUUCAAUCCAUGUCGACAUGUAUGUAUCAUGGCCAGUUUAUAAAACAAAGUCGUGCAUAGUAACAUUUUUAGAAACUCCGCAAGGUCAUAUUUAUUGGUAGUUUUGAAACUUUUGAGAGGAAGCCUGAUAUGUGUUGUUCACAAAAGCAGUUUUGUGAAAGACAGUGGCAAGUAUAUAUGUAUAUCUAUAUACACUCUGAUGCCAAAACACAAUCAGGGAAGUGAAAUUAGGGGCAUUUUUGCAAGUUGGAUUCUCUUAAUCAAGAUGUUCAUCCCCUCCCCAUAAGUUGUCAGUCCUAUUUAUUCAAGGCCUGACUGAUAUAUAUGCCAUGUUUAUCAAAAUUAUUACCACACUUCCUGUAAAUUUAAAAAUCUAUAGUUUUGAGAUUAAUAUAUACAGUACCAAUGUGUAUAUACAACUUGUACGUAUGAUGAUUGUUGUUACCCCCAUUAACUUAGUUAUUUAAGUACCUCGUAGGUGAAGAAAACACUGCUAUCAACUAUUGUACAUUGUAUUUUUCUUUUUGUUGUGUUGAACCUCUCUCAUGAUUCUCAUUGUAUUUGACCUGCUUAUGUUUUUUCACUGAUGCAGUGAUGUAAAAAAAAAGAUAGGAAUACCAAUUCCAGGGCACAAUGUUACAGGGUUGGACGAAGGCUGCAGACAAUAUGUGAUAUGCAGAUGGAAGAAAUAUUUAUGGUAAAUAUUAAAGUUCCAGCCAGUAAGAUAUAGAUGUAGGAAACAGUGCCCAUCUGAUUGGCAAACUUACCACUAGUUCAUGUGGGAGGUAAACUUACAUAAGUGUGAUGGUCAAGGUAAGAUUCGUCUUAUAUUCUAUAUGUUUAUUGCCACAUACUCCUAUACAUGUAUGAAGAAUCUGAAUCUCAGAUGUUAUAAGACAUUUUCUUAUAUUUCUAUUAAUAUGGACCAAACAGAAGUUGCCAAAAUUGUCACUUUUUCAUCUGUUUUCCUCAUGGUCCAAGGAAGAGACAGUCUCACAGCGUUGCUAUUCCGUACACACUGCCAAUGUCACAUAUUCUUUAGCCAAUGACCGUAUCGUUCAUGGCCUAUUUUUCUAUUUUGUUCAAAAACUUGACAGGAAGUUUGUAUGUCAAGUCAACAACCACUACAACCAUGAAUUGCCCCAGAACCUAUUUUUCUCUUGCAUAAGUUUCUCUUUUUUUGUCCGCUGAAAGAUGUCUGUUUAAAGAAAUAUUGAUUUUGCUGAUGCAGCAUUAUGAAUUAUGGGUUCUAACAGCCAAACAAAGGAAUUGUACAGGUAUAGUGACUUUGUGAGUCAAAGGUGUCGAAAUUUCUCACUUGAAAUAUUGAAAGUGGAAACUGUUACAAGAUAUGUGACUGGUGCAAAUAGGAACGUACAUACAAGCCAGUAUUAGCAGUGAUCCAUGUGUGGUUUGCACCACUGUCAAUCAUGUAACGUUACCCCCAAUCUUGUAUGUUUUUCACACUACUGUCAUGUCAGUCAGGGAACAAUAUUCAGCAAAGCACAGAAUCCACUAUGUUGGCAGCUGGAGCAACUGUCUUCGACAUAGGAAGUUCUAUUUCCAGGGAGGAAAGAAAGAGAAUAUCUUUCAUUAUAUUGAAAAUGUGAGGACAAUGUUAAGUAUCAUGUCAUCACGUGUAAGGAACCAUGUUUACUGUAGAUACUACACACUUGUAGGUAGUGUUAAGUGCUGACUGUACGGGAUACGUAUUUUGUUGGCAACAAACUUUGUAUGUGUCAAAGGUAUCUAAUAAACAUUCUUUGUGAAGGACAAAUUA
Branchiostoma floridae (Florida lancelet) is the source of this 4446-nucleotide messenger RNA. RefSeq names its product protein naked cuticle homolog 2-like. The transcript has 9 exons. Gene Ontology annotation, cellular component: cytoplasm. Gene Ontology annotation, biological process: negative regulation of Wnt signaling pathway. The coding region runs from base 323 to 1948 and encodes 541 amino acids. The record is from RefSeq and is a predicted model, not a curated record. Lineage: Eukaryota; Metazoa; Chordata; Leptocardii; Amphioxiformes; Branchiostomatidae. Gene Ontology annotation, molecular function: calcium ion binding.